Messenger RNA from Oppiella nova, 876 nucleotides. The record is from the annotation of a GenBank genome assembly. Lineage: Eukaryota; Metazoa; Arthropoda; Arachnida; Sarcoptiformes; Oppiidae.
UACAACUCCCUACUCACCGCAUUUUGUGCUUGGUCAUUGGCUAUACCAACUGAUAUACAGUACAAUUUGAGGGCCGGUAUCAUAGGGGGCAGUGAUGCCAAAGCCGGUGAUAACCCGCACAUGUGUUCCCUGAGAAUCAAUGGUUCCCAUCAAUGCGGGGCAUCUAUUAUAGGCACCCAAUGGGUGGUCACCGCUGCCCACUGUCUGGAAGGAGUUAAACCGAUAGACCUAUUACUACGGUGCGCUACCCUAUUGCGGGAAGUACCUGGUCAAGAUUUUAAUAUAAGCAAGGUCAUAUCGCACGAAAACUAUAAUAAAAAUGUCUCAACUAAUUGCGAUAUUGGACUUUUACAAGUCACUGGUGAAUUUAAACUAGGCACAUCUGCGUUAGACAAAAUAAAACUACCUGACCAAGAUCAAGAUUAUGCACAACCUGGAUCAGUAGCUACAGUAACUGGAUGGGGUCUAAAUGCCGACCAAAAAUUACCCGAGAAAUUACAGACAGUAGACGUACCGGUGCUCGAUAGGGCCACUUGUAUUAGUGAUUACAAGUCAAGUAUAAGUGAUUAUAUGUUUUGUGCUGGAUAUGAUGAGGGUAAAAGGGACUCAUGUUCUGCUGAUUCUGGUGGCCCAAUAAAGUUUAAUAAUACCCUGAUUGGAAUUGUAUCAUGGGGUUUGGGAUGCGCAGAACCACACCACCCUGGUGUCUAUACGCGACUGGCGAGGUCUCAAGAAUAUUCUGUCAAUUUGCCAGUUCUCGUUAUGAUCAUAGGUGGUCACGAUGCUAAUCCUGGUGGAAAUCCGCAUAUGUGCUGGUUCAGAUUCGAUGGGAGUCACCAGUCCGGCGACAAUGGACCCUUACGGCUAAUAACAUAA